AUGUGGCGUUGCAAUGUCAUAAACACUGAUGGUGAGAGAGAAUUCACGCCUAUUCCUAGCAAUCAGGACACUGAAGUUGAAUCUCCAGCAUGUCCUGAAGAGUAUGAUGCAAUAGGCAAAGUUCCACACCAAAGGAAGCUUCAUAAGAUAAACGAUUCGGUGAAGUUUGUCUUCCCCUGCAUAAUUGAAGGUAUGGAAUUUUCUGACUCUCUAUGUGACACAGGAGCGAAUGUGAAUGUGAUGUCUAAAGAAAUUGCAACCGAGAUGGGGAUAUGUGAUAUCAAACCUCCUCACGGUAAGUUUGGAGACAAUUCAAGCACGAUUCCAUAUGGUUUCGUAACGGAUUUGAUGGUGCAAGUAGGAGGGUGUCUUGUUCCUGUUGAUUUUCACAUUCUUGAGAUGGAAAAUGACUCUCCCAGGGCGUUAAUAUUUGGAAGUUCAUUCCUUGCAAUAGUGGGGGCAGUUUUUGAUUAUCCCAACCGAAGAGUUUGUUUUUCUAAAGUCAAAAAGAGAAUCUUCUAUCCUGCAGUCUGUAGUGGUAGAAGCUCUUACUGUAUAACCAUCUACAAGGAAGAGAAGUUGAUUCUAGACCCUGGAGAUAACAAGGGAAGGUGCCAACACGUUUCUAUACAAGCCCCGUUAGUCGAGCCUAAGGGAGUUGUCGAGUUGAGAAAAUCAAAGCACAAAGCAAGGAAGUCUAAGCGCAAAUCCAAUAAAUCUAAGGGCAAAGCUACCUCACCUGGUGCAAGCUCGACAUCGACCUCUCAAGACCCUAUUGGAGACGUGGAGAAAGAUGGUAAUGCUAAAGUAAUCACCCCAGAGACACGUCCAGCCCCGCCUCCAAAAGCAAAACCUUCCGAGCUUCAUUGGUUUAUGCAUAUCGCGAAUUACCUAGCAGCAGACGUCGAACCGCCACGAUUCUUCGGCUACAACAAAAAGAAGUUCUUGCGUGAUAUAAAAAGGUACUUUUGGGAUGAACCAUAUCUUUAUAAGCAGUGUGCAGAUAACUUGUUUCGCAGGUGCAUCUCCGAAGAAGAAGUUCCAGAAAUCCUUUUUCAUUGUCACAGAUCUAACUAUGCUGAACACUUUGCUACUGAUAAGACUGUAGCGAAGGUUUUACAAACUGAUUAUUGGUGGCCUACCAUGUUCAAGGACGCCCAUAAAUUCGUAUCUAAGUGUGAUGGUUGUCAAAGACAAGGGAACAUCAGCAAACGAAAAGAGAUGCCACAAAACUUCAUUCAAGAAGUCGAAGUUUUUGAUGUUUGGGGAAUCGACUUUAUGGGUCCUUUUCCUUCGUCUUUUGGAAACAAGUACAUCCUUGUUGCUGUUGACUACGUGUCUAAGUGGGUAGAAGCCAUAGCCAGCCCCACAAAUGACACAAAAGUAGUAAUGAAGAUGUUCAAGUCGACCAUAUUUCCAAGAUUUGGUGUUCCGCGACUCGUCAUCAGUGAUGGUGGUUCUCACUUCAUCAACAAAGUGUUUGAGAAUCUAUUGAAGAAAAAUGGAGUGAAACAUAAGGUAGCUACACCUUAUCACCCACAGACAAGUGGCCAAGUGGAGGUAUCAAACAGAGAACUCAAAAGAAUUUUGGAAAAGACAAUAGGACCGACAAGAAAAGAUUGGUCAGCAAAGCUCGAUGAUGCUCUUUGGGCAUAUAGAACUGCGUUCAAAACCCCAUUGGGUACUACACCUUUUCAACUUGUUUAUGGUAAGGCUUGUCAUCUUCCAUGGGAGUUAGAGCUCAGAGCAGAAUGGGCAAAAAGAAAGCUGAAUUACGAUAUCCAGACGGCAAAUGAGUUAGACGAGAUUCGCCAUAACGCCUAUGAGAAUUCUAAGAUCUAUAAGGAGAAGACGAAGGAGUUUUAUGACAGGAAAAUAGUUCAUAAGACGUUCUCACCUAAUGACCAGGUUCUACUUUAUAACUCACGUCUAAAAUUGUUUCCCGGAAAGCUUAAAUCUCGAUGGUCUGGACCUUUCAAGAUCAAAGAAGUUUUACCCUAUGGUGCUGUGGUUCUAUGGAACCGUCAAGGAGGCGAUUUCACUGUCAAUGGACAACGUCUUAAUCCAUAUCUUGUAGAUAUUCAAGAAGAAACAGAGGAUCCAAUCUCCUUAGCAGAUGCGCAUAAUGCCUAA
Messenger RNA from Eutrema salsugineum, 2133 nucleotides. RefSeq lists its product as uncharacterized. Lineage: Eukaryota; Viridiplantae; Streptophyta; Magnoliopsida; Brassicales; Brassicaceae. Gene Ontology annotation, molecular function: nucleic acid binding. Bases 1 to 2133 code for a protein of 710 amino acids. The record is from RefSeq and is a predicted model, not a curated record. The transcript has a single exon. Gene Ontology annotation, biological process: DNA integration.